UCUAACUACGCAAUCGAAACCCCUAUAACAGCCAAAGUAACCAUAACAGGAAAUAUAAAUGGACAAUUUUUAAUUUACGAUAAUCUAUUUGAUAGUGGCACUCAACUAAAAGGAUACUACAAGAAUGGAUUAACCCCAAGACGAGGAGCAAAAUAUGAUGAAUUAUUUAGAUUUUUUGUAAUUUUAGAUUAUAGUUGUGAUAACACAACAGUUAACGGAUUCAUGCAUGAAAAAUUCACUUGGAAUGCUGAUAACUUUAUUUAUGUUGAAGUUACCAAUAGCUUUAUACCAAAUAAGUUUAGAAAUAGAAUAUUUAAUCCAAGAAAAGGUAACAGUAAAGUAUUCAAGACUUCCACACAUAGUUGGUAUUUUGGUAAAGAUUUACCUCAUACUAUUGUUGUAUUCGAGAAAACUUCUAUAGAUAAAAAUAAAUAUAAAAUAUCCGCGAAGGAUAAAGAUGUGAUAUUAAUCAAUCAAAAAGAAAUCAAAGAUAUUAAGAAAUUAAACGAAGGUUCAAUCUUCAAAGAAUAUUUUAAAAAUUACGAUGAUGAAUAUAAUGAUGGCGAGGCUGAUGAAAUUGCCAUGGAAAAUAUAAAUGUCAAAUUCAAAACAAUAAUUGAUGACAUCACAGAUACCAAUGUUAGUAAUGAUAGCAACGAUAUUUUCAAUGAGAACGUUGCAG
Molecule: messenger RNA, 682 nt
Organism: Entrophospora candida
Lineage: Eukaryota; Fungi; Glomeromycota; Glomeromycetes; Entrophosporales; Entrophosporaceae
Source: the annotation of a GenBank genome assembly